CUUCAUCACGUCUCCAAGCGUAGCCCUGGGUCGACCUGCGCCGGUUCUACCAGGUCGCAGCAUGGACGAGCUGACGCAGGCGCCGAAGAGUCACAGAGGAACGGAUCCUGACGCCUCGGGUUCUUCCUGUGUGACCUUGGCCGUGGUGACGGUCAGACAAGAGGACAGCCUCUCCAGCCAAAUCCUGGGGCACUUCAAUGUGGGGAGCCAACUCAAGGUGCUUCAGCUGUCCAAUGCCAAACCAGGAGAACUCCUCCGAGCAGAAGUGAAGUCUGCUUCAAUGCAAGGCUGGAUCACUGUUCGCAAUACCGGGGGCCAAGCGCUUGUUGGCAUGGAGGCCAACAAGGUGAGCCGUUCCACUCGCUUGGAAGAUGUGAUGAAGGGAUCACAGCUGGAGACCCUUCGCUUGAUGACCCUUCGUGCAGGGGAGGCCUUGAGCAGUGAAUGCGUGGGGCAGCUGCCACCGCACACGAGGAUCACCGUUCUGGAGGUGCUGGCGGAGCCCCAAGGAGCUCUGAGGCGAGCGAAGAUUUCGACACUGGAGUCUUCACAGUGCGUGACGCAGAAGAUGGGUCGAACGGUUUCAACCAGAUGCAAGACCAGCCAACUUGUGCGGAAUUGUGCAAUCUGUCCAAGUGCUCGGCCAUUUGUCAAGAGUAGGCGCUGAAACAAAACGGGAGCUUCGGCUUAUUCCUUCAAUUCAAAUGUGGAGUAUCCAAAACUGCCCAGCUUUGCUAAUCUCUGCCUUGUGAUUCCUCCAUAUUCAUCCACUCUUCAGGGUGCUUUUUCGUUUUUCAAAGAAAUUGGCGGGCAAUUUUUCAGGCCCAAAGAAGGGAGGAUGGA
Molecule: messenger RNA, 843 nt
Organism: Durusdinium trenchii
Lineage: Eukaryota; Dinophyceae; Suessiales; Symbiodiniaceae
Source: the annotation of a GenBank genome assembly